This is a messenger RNA of Daphnia carinata, 2235 nucleotides long. Its product is annotated as b(0,+)-type amino acid transporter 1-like. Gene Ontology annotation, cellular component: membrane. The record is from RefSeq and is a predicted model, not a curated record. The transcript is spliced from 13 exons. NCBI's taxonomy places the organism in Eukaryota, Metazoa, Arthropoda, Branchiopoda, Diplostraca, Daphniidae. Gene Ontology annotation, molecular function: L-amino acid transmembrane transporter activity. Gene Ontology annotation, biological process: amino acid transmembrane transport. Bases 125 to 1645 code for a protein of 506 amino acids.
AAAAAGCAGGUAGGAGUACGUGCAAGUGUAUCCUUUUAAUGUACCUUGGAGAAAAAUCACGAAAAGCGCGUUCAGUAGCUCUCGUCACUUCGAACAUUGUGCUACUGGAUAAUUGGAACUAGAAAUGGAAAAUGCUGCAUUCGAUUCUUCGGAUGAAACAUCUAAAGGCGAAUGUUUGGCGGACCGAAAACCCAAUCCAGCGGCGGCGGAUGGUUUGGAAUUGAAACGCAAAGUAGGACUAUUCAGCGGGGUAGCACUGAUCGUCGGCAACAUGAUAGGUUCUGGGAUCUUUAUUAGUCCCGGCGGAGUUUUGCAAAGAUCUGGCUCGGUUGGACUCGCCUUAGUUAUGUGGGCGGCAUGCGGUCUUUUGGCCAUCUUAGGUUCGCUAUCUUACGCUGAACUGGGGACCUUAAUCCCUAAAUCGGGUGGAGAAUAUUCUUAUUACGUUGACGGACUGAGUCCAUUGCAUCCAUUCUGGGGCCCAUUACCCGCUUUCCUUUAUUCUUGGAUCAGCGUUUUAUUAUUGCGACCUACUACAUUUGCUGUUGGUUGCCUAAGUUGCGCCAGUUACACUGUCUAUCCGAUUUUGACAUCGUUGGGUUUCUGUCUCGACGUCGAAAUGGAAGAUUUGCUGAUCAAAAUGACUGCCAUCUUAUAUAUAGGUUUAAUCACAGCUCUCAAUUGCUACAGCGUUGACUGGACAAUUCGAGUUCAGAAUGUGUUCACCGUAGCAAAACUUGUCGCCAUCGUCGUACUGAUCGGAUGCGGAAUCUAUCAGCUUUCUACCGGAGGAACACAAUACCUGGCCCAAGGAUUCGAGGGAUCGACUACGGAAUUUGGAACCCUGGCUACGGCCUUUUACGGAGGACUAUGGGCGUAUGAUGGAUGGAAUAACCUCAACUUUGUGACCGAAGAGAUCAAAAAUCCUUACGUCAACUUGCCACGAGCCAUCAUGAUUGGAAUUCCUUUGGUGGCAGUCUGCUACCUGUCAGUCAACGUGGCUUACCUCACUGUACUCAGUCCUAAGGCCCUGAUAAAUUCCGACGCCGUUGCCGUGGAAGUCGGUAAUUAUCUCCUGGGCCCUGUAGCCUUUUUCAUACCUCUAGCAGUGGCCAUGUCCACGUUUGGGGGUGUACUCACUGGCGCAUUUGCCACCGGAAGGUUGUGUUUUGCUACAGCAAGGGAAGGCCACAUGGUUGAUGUCUUGUCCUACGUUCAUGUUGAAAGUCGAAUUCCCUCACCAGCUCUCAUUUUUACGGCAAUUAUAGCUCUAAUACUAGUGGCCUCCAAGAAAAUCACUAGUUUGAUUGACUUUUUCACGUUCGCCGUCUGGAUUUUUUACGUCUUGGCGAUGAUCGUUUUGCUCAUUCUACGCAAAACAAAACCUGAUGCUCGAAGACCCUAUCGAGUUCCAUUGUUUGUUCCAAUUUUGACGAUUGUUAUUGGUUCGUACCUCAUUGUGGCACCGAUCGUGACCGACCCAGCUAUUGAGUACCUUUACGUCCUGGGCGUGCUGUUCAUUGGCGUCUUAGUUUACAUUCCCUUUGUUUACUACAAAUGCUCAGUGGGUUUCAUGGGACCUGUUACAAGAGUCGUUCAGUUAAUACUAAGCGUGGGCCCAACGCUGAAGCCGGCCGCUGACUAGACCUAUUGGAUUAUAAGCAGUGUACUCGUUUAUUUUCUGUACCUGUCGUCUGCUACAAGGUGCACUGAUUUAACACAGGUACGUCUUCCGAAAAUUGAGUGACUUUUCAUGUUCCGCUAGGGACACGCGAUACCGCAUCCAGGACACGGCCGACGUCUUGCAAACGACAACAAAAUACAUUCAGUUCUACAUUGAUUUUUUUCCCUUUUCGUUUUAACCGUUUUUCACAAAUCCUCUUAGCUGCAGAAUGGGAGGCGUAAACGAGCCGGUUACAAAGCAAUCCCCUAUUUAUUUUUUUAGUUUUACGAAGCACAAUAUAUUUUAGAAAAGCUAUUUCAAUUAUUUGAACGAUACGUUUUUUACAUGCAACUUUUCACAGUGGCAGGAAAACGUAAUUCUCGUGUCAAAGAGAUGCACGUCAAUGCCGUAUUUAGCCUUUCGCUUCUUAAGAAGCUCUGCAAAAAUGAGGAAAAACAUUUGAAAUCCAGUUAAGCCUUCUUCGUUGAUUUUUACAUUUCUUAUACGUUCUUCGGAAACUUAUUCAGUAUGCAUACUUACCUCAAUUCAAUAAACGGAUUUUGUUUCGUCGA